UCUUCCAUCCGUUUCUCAGUCGAUUGGUCGAUUCUAUCGUUGCAAGGGUCAUUCGUUCCUACACGCGUCGAUGAUAAGCACAUCGGUACUUUAAACUCGGAUACGAACGAUCGCCACGCGUGCAGAAAUGGCCAGUCUCGCGCGCACCUUGCGCCCUUAUCUGCGCUGCGUCCGCAGCCAGAGGAGGUCCUACGCGGAUGCUGCCGUCAGCGAGCAGAUGAAGUUCACCUUCGCGGGUGCCAAUCAGGUGUUCUACGAUCAAGCCGUAAUCCGUCAGGUCGAUGUGCCCUCGUUCUCAGGCUCCUUCGGUAUCUUGCCAAAGCACGUGCCCACCCUGGCGGUGCUGAAGCCUGGAGUGGUAACGGUGUACGAAGAAGGCGGCGCGACCAAGAAGGUCUUCGUCUCGUCCGGCACAGUCACCAUAAACGAAGACAACAGCGUGCAGAUUCUCGCAGAAGAAGCCCACCCAGUUGAAGACCUCGAUAGCUCCGCAGCAAGAGACAUUCUCAGCAAAGCCCAGCAACAGCUCUCCUCGGCGACGUCGGACAAGGAUAGGGCCGAGGCGGCUAUCGCCGUCGAGGUCGGAGAGGCCCUUGUGCAGGCUACGCAAUAAAUGAUACGGAAUUAUGUACACACACGCAUACCUCACCAUUGUCAACUCAGUCUGAACGGGAGGCAUACGUUCACAGACACACUCUUAGCGCAAUAUACCGCUGUAAUAACGGUAAUAAAAAAAUACGUUAAAUUAUAGUA
Ooceraea biroi (clonal raider ant) is the source of this 753-nucleotide messenger RNA. RefSeq names its product ATP synthase, delta subunit (gene ATPsyndelta). Gene Ontology annotation, biological process: proton motive force-driven ATP synthesis. The record is from RefSeq and is a predicted model, not a curated record. NCBI's taxonomy places the organism in Eukaryota, Metazoa, Arthropoda, Insecta, Hymenoptera, Formicidae. Gene Ontology annotation, molecular function: proton-transporting ATP synthase activity, rotational mechanism.